Molecule: messenger RNA, 6317 nt
Organism: Thecamonas trahens ATCC 50062
Lineage: Eukaryota; Apusomonadida; Apusomonadidae
Product: aminotransferase
Exons: 3
Coding region: 1-6279 (2092 amino acids)
Cellular component (GO): peroxisome
Molecular function (GO): L-serine:pyruvate transaminase activity; L-alanine:glyoxylate transaminase activity
Source: RefSeq, a predicted model, not a curated record
AUGAUUCCGGGACCGAUCGAAGUCGACGAUGCUGUGCUGGAGGCUUCGGCCGGGCAGGCCUGGUCGCAUGUCCAGCCGCAGAUCAUUGAGGCGUAUGCCGAGGCGCUGGCGCUGUUCAAGGCUGCCACGCUUGGCGAGGCGGCGGACAACCAGCCGUUCAUUGUUUCCGGCUCGGGCACGCUCGCCAUGGAGAUGGCGGCAGCUAACGUGCUGCAGCCGAGCUCACGAGCGCUGGUGGCCAGCACCGGGUACUUUGGUGACCGCAUGGCUGAUAUUGCCCGUCGAACAGGCGCGAGUGUCGACGUGCUUGCUGUGGAUCGCCCCGGUGAGACAGUCGACCUCUCGGCGCUCGAAGCCAAGCUGGUCGACGCUGCCGCGGCCGGCGCAGCACCGGAUGCAGUUUUUAUCACCCACGUUGACACCUCGACCGGGGUGGUUGUUGACGUCGCCGCCGCCGCCGCCACCGUCCAUCGCGUCGUCCCAGACGCGCUGGUGGUGGCCGAUGGCGUGUGCGCCGCCGCUGGCGACGAGAUGCGCAUGGACGAGUGGGGCGUCGACAUCUACCUCACCGCUUCACAAAAAGCGCUCGGCCUCCCGCCGGGGUUGGCCCUGCUCAAUGUCUCGCCGCGGGCGCUCGCCGCUCAUGCUGCCCGCGACGCGCCGGUCACGACUUACUACGGUGACUGGGCUAACUGGCUCCCGAUCAUGCAGGCCUACGCCGCCCGCUCGCCAGCGUACUUUGCCACUCCGGCAACCGGGCUCGUCAUGGCCCUCCGCACCUCGCUUGACGCCAUGGUCAACGCGCCUGGUGGCAUGGACGCCCGCUUUGCCGCCCAUCGUGCUGCCUCGGACGCCGUCAAGGAUCUAGUGCAGUCGGAGCUCGGCCUCCAGCUCGUCCCUACCUCGCGCGAUCACGCCGCCGCCACCAUGACCGCUGCCUACUACCCAUCCGAUGCUUCACCGCCGGCGUUCCUCUCCGAUAUGCUCGACGCAGGCGUCAUUGUCGCCGGCGGCCUGCAUCCGGCCAUCAAGGACUCGUACUUUCGCAUGGGCCACAUGGGCGUCUCGCCGCUGGGCUCGGCCGCACUGGCAUCGCCUCUUUCGCCUCGGUCUGCUCUUGACGCGCCUGACUCGACUGCCGCAAGUCACAUCGGAUUCAACUCGCCUGCUUCUGCCGACUCUGAUAUUGCUUAUGCUCUUCCGCCCUCGGCUGCUGAUGGUCUUGCAUCGGUGGCAGCAGUGGCUGCUUACGUCUCGCCGGCUGACGUCCAUGAUCCGCUCUCGCACGCUCUCGCGCCGACAGCGGCGGCAGACGGUCCGGACGUGGACGAUCCGGCAGCGGGCAAAGCGCUUGUAGCUCGUGAUUGGAACGCAGAGUUUCAGGCCAUUGUCGAGUGGCAGCCGGCGACGCUGUCGCAGAGCAAGCUUCGGUUGCAGAAGCUCUGUCGCCUCACCGAUGCGUUUCGGGCCGAGGUGCUUGCCGCCGUGGCGACCAUUGUCGACGAGCGGGCUCUUCCUCCCGGCACGCCGCGGACCAUCGAGCCCGCAGCAAACUACAUCCACAACGGCAUCUUCUACAAGUUUGCGCUCGACGUCCACGGCCUGUACGGCGGCGAUGACGGCGUGGCCAUGAAGGUUGCCUCGCUUGAGAUGACCUUUCUGCUUACUUGCAUGGCCGAGGAGGUGCCGGGCAUCGCCUUUCCCCUCAUGGCAGUCGUCGACUACAAGGGCUUCCGGCUCUCGGCCAUGUCGCUUCUGCCCAUCUCGGACUCGUCGCUUGUGUACGGCUCGGACGACGGUGGGCAAAGCGUCCACGACGAUGUCGAUGCGCUGCACGCCCCACUCAACAACCUCGCCAGCCGUCUUAACCUCGCGCCGCAUGUUGUCGGUAUGUACGCUGCCUCGGCCGCCACCAUCCCGUUCCCCGGCGACCUCGAAGUCCACACUGGCGCCGACGGCCGCUACUACCUCAUCGACACGGCGCGGCUGAUGCCGCCGAUGCCGCCCAAAGCCUUUCCUGGCGUCCGCGGCUCGUUCCUGUUCAACCUCUUCCGCCCCGAGUUUGUCCGGCACUACUCGGUCCCGCUCUGCUCCGACGCUUACACCAACUGGAUUCGCGCCGAUCCCGACGCCGCCUCGUAUGGCGCCGCUUGCGAUGCAGCCUUUGAACACUUGCUCACCACUACCAUCCCGAGCUGUCUCGAGCAGCUCAAGAGCGACGUUGGCAUUGCCAACGUCACUCCAAGCAUUCUCGCCUUUAAUCUCGGCGCCAAAGGCAUCAACAUUGCACUUCUCGGCCACGUGCUCUCGGCUCUCGACCUCUCAGUCGCCGAUGAUUGCGUCCUUGCCAACGCCAUUCUCCACGACAUGGUCGUCCGGCUGCUCAAGGCACGACUCCGCCGCGUUUGGCGAACGUGUUCGCCUGCGGCGCUUGCCGAGGCGACGGCCGCCUUUGACGCUGUCGUUUCCGGGGCAAACGCGGACGCGGCCACCACUCUGUGGACCUCGUUGCUGGCCAGCGACAUGGCCGCGCGCUGGCCUGGCGAUUGGUCUUCGUGGCCCCAGCUUGCCGCCGGCACCGAUCUCCGCCGCUCUGCUGCAGACGGCAAGGCCGACGGCCUUGGCGUCGAUCCUGACGCUGUCUUGCGCGACGUCAAGGCCGCGGUGGGGCUGCGCGACGACGGCGCGUUUGAGCCACAAGCUCGCAUGAUGUCCUACGCCGCCGUCCUGGAAGCCUCGGACGCCUACGACGAGGCGAUCGAAGAGAUCCGGAUUGGCAACGUGGCCGGUGCCGACGCGCCCAUGGAUAAGGCGUCCAAGAUGUUCGCCGAAGCCAUCGAGUCCCAGCCCAAUGCUCGUGGUAUCUACCGCACCUGGUCGCGCGACCUCUUGCGCCUCGCUUUCGAAGCUAUGGUCCUCCAUCCGGCCGCGGCGGCCAGCUAUACCAUCCACGCCUGGUCUCGAGCGGCCAAGGUUCUCGAGCUCGACGACUUUUGCGCGACUGCAGUUGAAGUUGCUGUCGAUUUGGCCAAUCUUGGCAUGAUCAAGGCUUGCCUAGCUGCAGUCAUUAUCCGCGGCGGGCAGUCGCUUGAGACUGUGGUGGCCGGCAUUGCCAAGGAUGCCGGCAUCAAGCUCGCAAACGGGACGACCAUCACCGCCGAAGCGCUUGUCGAGACUGCUUUCAACCACUUUGCUCGCGCCCGCGAGCUUGGGCCGACCCUCAUGACCGUUAAGACCAGCAAGGCAAUCUCCCUCCGCCACCUCGCUGAAGCCAGGAUGGUUGCUACGGGUGACCAUGCGGCUCACGUUGCCGACCUUCGGCUGGCAGCUCUCGAGCUGGACAUGGUUGUCACCGCCGAGCGCGACACGAUGGGCACGGUCGACGCCCUCGCCCUUGCCGGCUCGCUCCACGCUAGCAUUGCAUCUUCGCUCCAGAUGGGCUCGGCUCUAGCGAGCGAGGUCUUGAGCCAUGCUCAACGAGCUCUGGACAUCCUGCGCCGCGCUGCCGCCGUCGACGCCGACGCCGAACUCGUCCGGCUCAACUUGGCCAACACCCUCCUGCUGGUGGCCACCGUCUCGGGUGAUGGCUCGCCUGCCACCAUUGCAGCGCUGCGCGAGUGCCUCACUGUCUCUCGCGAGGCUGCCCGCCUCUCGGUCAAGAACACGCCGGCGGCACUGGUCCGCCUCGCCUCGGUCCUCCGCAACACCGCGUCGAGCUUUCCACCUGGCCCCGAGGCGCGCGCUGCCGUUGCUGAGGCGCUGGAACUGCUGCGUCCUCUCAAGAAGCGCAUGCCCGAGUCGGCCGACGUCGCUGCUGAGAUGCUCGGAUGCCUUGUUGUGGCCGCCUCCCUGUGGACAAACGCCCGACUCAAGGGCGGCAUCAUCGGCACGUGGACCGAGAGUGAUCUCCGCGACGCGGCGGCGCACAGCGCAGCGGUCCAGGCUGCGCUAGAAGAUCUUGAUGCUACACUGGCGUCGGCUCGUGCGCGUGGCAUGUCGCUCACUCCAGGCCUCGACAAGCAGGUCAUCUAUCUCCGCAUCAAGUCCGCCGGUGUGCUGGUCCAGCUUGCACCGCCAGGCCAAGGGCUGGAGCUUCUCGCCUCGUUUGCGCCUGCUAUGGAGGCUAUGGCUUCCGAACCGACCCGCAUCCGUGUCCAUGCGCUGUCGAUGAUUGUGGGAGUGGCUUCCGACUGUGUUGUGGGCGGGGUGUCAAGCGGACCUUCAGCCGCUGCCCUCCUUGCCGCCGCCUCGCGUGCCGUUGCCUCGCUCAUGAGCGUGCCGGCCGCCGUCGGGCUUGCCGAUGCGCUCGAGGCGUGCUUUGAUGGCGAAACAGAGCAGUCUGUGGUUGCGUUUGCAGCUGCACUGGAGAGUUUGCCGUGCGCGGAGCUUGACACCGAGAACAUCAACUGUGCUCAUGUUACCGAGAGCAUCCGGUUCCUGAUUACCGGCGCGUCGGGCGUGAUCAAGGCGUCUGAUGGCACAGCCGCUGCAGUCGGGACGGCCGCUGUUGGCGGCGUGGUCGACGCUGGCCUGGCGCUGAUCGAUGCCGCGUGUGAGUUUGCAACGGUGGCGGCAGUCGGCGCCGGCGGCGCUGCGGCGCUGCAAGUUGUGGGCUCGCGGCUGGCCACCGACUACAUGCGAGCCGCAAGCGCCGACCCGAGCGUGGGCGCUGCUGGUGCGGAGCGGUACACCGAGGCCGGGAUUGUGCUGGCCAGCAAGGCUCUGGAGCUAACGCCAGCGGCAGCUACGGCUCUAGCGGCGCGAAUUGUGGCAGGACGGCUGCAUGCGCAAGCGCUGGCGGCGGGUGGCAAGGUGGCCGAGGCAAUCUCCGCGCGCCAGGCUGCGGUCGACAUCGGGAACGCCGGCGUUGCCGCCGCCAUCACUACCGGCGUACCGGCGUCGAGCGAGCUACUGGCCAACGCAGCUCUCUGCGAGUUUGAGAGCAUAUCGCAAGGCCCAGGCGGGCUGGGCGGGCCCGGGCAGCUGCCUGGGCUGGUCCGGGCGGCUGAGCGGCUCGAGGCAGCGAUGCGGGCCGACGGCUCGCAGUGGGGCCGAAAUGUGAGUGUAGUGGCGACGGCGGCCACUAUUCGGCGAGUUCUUGCCGAGCUCGACCCCGACAUGGCUGGCAAGGGCGUGCAUCUUGGGGCCGGCCUGGCUUGGGCUGAACGGGCGUUGGAUCUUGACGGCUCGUGUGCGGAUGCUGUUGCCGAGCUCGGCCUCCUCGCGCGGAUGACCGGUCAGGCGGAGCGGAUGCAAUCGGCUCUAGCGCAGCUGAGCGCGUGGGUGGCGGGCAGCGGCGGCGGCGUUCCGCCAGUUCGAGUCGCGCUCGGCAUGGCCAAGCUUCGGGUGGCGCUGGCCAAGGCGGUGCCAGCCCAGGGCAGUGAGAUGCUUGCUGCCGCCGAUGCCGACUUUGUUAAGGCGCUGCAAGCCUCGGGCGGUGCUAGUGAGUAUGCGCUCGCCAUCAUGAUGGGGAGGAUCGAAGUCGCGUUUACGCUCUCGCUCAUGACCGGCGAGCCGCAGCACCUGGCAACAACAGCGGCGCUUUUGGAUGCCGGACUCGCCUCGUUUGGCGCGGGCACACCCGAGGAGGCCCAGCUGCUGGCAACAUGGAUCAACGUUGCCGCCAACGGGGUGCUCACGAUGCCGGGCGAGGCGGGCAAGUACGCCCAGCUCCUCGCCAAGCACUCUGCCGCAGUGGUGGAGCGACACUCGAACAACCUCGGCGCGCUCCUCGAGGCGACCGGCAAGUGCCUCGGCAUUGCGCAGCGCGCGCCACAGCUGAUGGCAAGCCUGUUUCCGAUUGCGGCGGCGGCGGCGGCGGCGGCGGUCAACGUGUCGGGCGGGGAGUCGCUGCAGGCAAUGCAGGCGUACGGUGGGUGCAUGUACCAGCAAGCGUUGUCAACACCGGCGCCGUCGUCGGCCGAGCUGUGGCGGUCGGCCAUUCCGAUCUUCCGCAAGACACUCUCGCUUGUUCCGCACCCGCGCGCGGCGGCGACUAAUGAUGUCGAGCGCCUCUUUACCGCACACAUGCAGAUCGGCGAGUACGACGAGGCUCUCCCGCUCAUUGCCGCGAGCUACCCCUACGAGCCCAAGUUUGCGUACAACUACGCGUGCUGCCUGGUCGCGGCCGGCGAUGUCGAGACGGCGCGGGCUGUGCUUGACGAGGGCGCCCAGCGCGGGGUCCACCCGCCGCGGGCACACGUUGAGGCCGACAACGACCUCGCGCCGCUUCGGGAAGACGCGAGUUGGUGGGCCAGCUUCCUGGCCAAGCUGUCGUGAGGAGCCGUCUCGCCAAAAAUAAAUCACUACGAUGCGCC